CUUUAUCGUAAUCACAUUCAAACUCAAGCCCGCGCCUUGUUCGGACGUACCGCGCGAACAUUUAAAUAGUCUAGUUUUAGGGAAUAAGUCAGUACACGGUAUUAGAAGGAAAAAAACGGCUUAAGUUUUUAUUUUUAGUGGUCGACGAUAUUAUUUAUUCAGUAUUUUUUCGAUUAUAAUGUCGGAAAGAGUGAAAAGUCUUUCCAAUUGACUGUGACUUAGAACAGAGUGGUGUUAGCGUUAAUCUAAUUAGUGUGUUCAAGAGCACAACUUUUCAACCAUGAAUUGUAGCAAACAAUUUUCAAUGUAAAGUGCAAGCAUGGUAUUUACCUUGAAACAAAUUUUGAAAUUCUCCCGAUAGAGAAUUUGUCCAGAAGCCAUAGUAUCGUGACCAGAGGGAAAAAAUCUCUCGCUGCCAAAGGAAGUUACGGAUUAAGAGAAACAAACCGUCAGGUGUUGGUGUAGUGAAAUUUAAACAAGAACCAUGGAAAAAUUAAACGAAUAUCAAGGCUGGACGGGAAGAUUUCACGAGUUUAAAGAGAAUGUGCGCGCGAAACGUGAUACGUGGAAGGAAGAGCACAACUACGUUGGAUUAGUUCAGUACAUAAAGGACCGUCUCAGAGCGUCCGGGAAUCAGCGGGAAAACGACCCAAGCUCGGGCGUUCCAUGGGACGACCGAGAUGCGGACUUUUCCCAUAUAUAUCGCAAGAAAACCCGCCGCGAGCUGAUCCGCGUGUCCGCCGCCGUUAUGGGAAUCGAAUUUUCCUACGCCGCCGAAACGGCCUUCGUAUCCCCAACACUGCUAAAGAUAGGAGUACAGCAUCGCCACAUGACCCUGGUGUGGUGCCUGUCACCACUGGUUGGAUUUUUCCUCACCCCAGUUCUCGGAUCCCUCAGCGACCGUUGUCGCAGCUUUCACGGCCGACGAAGACCGUUCAUAUUUUUCCUCUCGAUCGGGGUUCUACUUGGAUUGCUGCUGGUACCGAAUGGCGAAGAUCUGGGGUACGCCUUUGGUGACCAGGAACCCGCGUGGAAUGCGACGGCAGCCGUGCUUUCACACCGUGUGACAUCGCAGGAUGAUUUGCAGGAUGAAGGGCCGCCAAGGCCCAGCCAUCCGUGGGGUAUAUUUUUCACAAUUCUUGGUACAGUAUUAUUGGAUUUCGAUGCCGAUGCCUGCCAGAGUCCUUCGAGAGCCUACCUGUUAGAUGUAACGAUUCCGGAAGAUCACGCACGCGGACUGUCGACGUUCACGAUUAUGGCCGGAUUGGGCGGUUUUAUGGGAUACUCACUGGGUGGCAUCAACUGGGACGCCACCGCUAUCGGGAAAGCACUGGGUGGACACGUGCGUGCCGUUUUUUCGCUGAUUACCGUUAUAUUUAUCGUUUGUGUAGUUUGUACGAUCACGAGUUUUAGAGAAAUUCCACUAGUGGUGCUGGAGGAGCAAAUCGACAAGCAAGAUUCUGCCUAUCCUAGGAAAGCUGGCUGCGAAGAAGAUCCGUUGGAGAAAACCGAAACUGCGUCCUACGGUGCUGUUGAGGAGGAUGAAGCCCAUCUGCAGAGGAAUAAUCCAAGGAGGAAUACGAUAGCAACUUCGACGCUGUCGAAGAAUGAUUAUGGGCUGUUGCCGGGGGAAAAUUGUGCUGAAACUACGUUUACUGAUGAUGCUGGUGAUGGUGUAGGAGCUCGCCUGGCAGUGGAACCGGGGCAAUCCAACGUCGAGGCGGUUAGUCUGGAAACUUAUUUGAGGUCGAUCAUUUUCAUGCCACAUUCGCUGCGGAUGGUUUGUUUGACGAAUCUGUUCUGCUGGAUGGCACACGUCUGCUAUUCUCUUUAUUUCACCGAUUUCGUUGGCGAAGCUGUUUUUGAUGGUAAUCCGAAGGCUCGUGAUGGGUCAGAGGAAUACAUACGUUACGAGGAAGGCGUCCGAUUCGGUUGCUGGGGUAUGGCCAUGUAUUCCCUGUCGUGCGCUUGUUAUUCGUUUGUUAUUGAAAAGCUGAUUACUCGCUUCAAAGCUCGUAAAGUGUAUGUUGGAGGUUUGCUUUUCUACUGCUCCGGAAUGACGCUAAUGGCUUUAACAAAGCAUCCGGUAGGGGUAAUCCUGUUCAGUUGGACUGCCGGUGUAAUGUAUUCCACUCUGUUUACCAUGCCUUAUCUGCUGAUUGCACAUUAUCACUCGGAAGGAAUUUUUGAGCAAGUUGCUGGCGGGGAGGACGCGAAACAACCGGCAGCCGUUCGAGGUUUGGGUACCGAUGUGGCGAUCGUUAGUAGUAUGGUGUUUUUGGCCCAAUUUGUUUUGUCCAUCUGCAUGGGAACGAUUGUGUCCUGGAGUGGCACGACAACGGCAGUGGUUGGGGUUGCGGCCUUUCUCAGCUUUUGUGGUGCCAUUUCCGCUACACAAGUUAUGUACCUAGAUUUAUAAUAGAAGUUCGGACAGUAAUUUACGCAAGAUAACCUACGUAUUGACAAUACUCUAUGUGUAAAUUAAUAUGAGAUGUUGAAUAAUUUAUUCCAAUAAAUGUAUAUUGUAGAAAUGGA
This is a messenger RNA of Wyeomyia smithii (pitcher-plant mosquito), 2535 nucleotides long. RefSeq names its product proton-associated sugar transporter A (gene lovit). Bases 485 to 2419 code for a protein of 644 amino acids. Gene Ontology annotation, cellular component: membrane. Gene Ontology annotation, molecular function: sucrose:proton symporter activity. The record is from RefSeq and is a predicted model, not a curated record. The transcript has 5 exons. NCBI's taxonomy places the organism in Eukaryota, Metazoa, Arthropoda, Insecta, Diptera, Culicidae.